CCUGUGACAGGUGCCAUUGUAAUGAGGUAAUCGGUGUUGUUCACCUGUCAGUGGUUUUUAUGUUGUUGCUGAUCGGUGUAGGUGAGUUUUAAGUUGAUUUUGAGUAUUGACUUUGAUCUGGCUUGUUCUUCCUUUUUGAAUUGAUUGGUUGAUAAAGCGUUGAUACAAAGUUGCGCCGCGAUUUCCAGCCCGAUCGCGUUUGUCGCGUCUCGUCCCCCCGAGUCCCUCGCAGAGGCGGAUAGCAUAAGAGAAGAGGGUGCAAUGACUCUCCUCCACCAACCACCAACCACCCCCGCUCCCUCCCCCGUCUUCCCUCCUCCCAGGACUUUUUUUUUUCAACAAACAAAAGUGAAAGUGCCUCAAAGCGGGGUGUUUAACAUGUUCCAGAACCCGGGUCCGACCCAGGCGCAUCACCGCGGGCUGUGCGCGCGAGCACGAAUGUGUGUGUCCGCGAUUUUGAGGAUCAGUGUGUGAUUGUGCGUGUGUGUGCGUGUGACGUUUCGCACGCAUCCGCCAUGGCCAGGCUCAGAACCCGGGUUGCGACCCCAGCGCAGCCGGUGCCCCGCGUGGGUCCGCAGUCCUUGUGCGCGGCCUCGGUGGCCGUCGCCUCCACGUGCCUCGGUCUGCUGCUCGUGCAGUGGGUGCGGAUCGAGGAGCUGCGCGCGGAGCUGCGGGAGCUGAAGGUCCGAGGCGGGGGGCAGGAGGACGCGGGAACGCGCGCAGGUGAGGACGUGACUCGGACCCGGAGGGACCUGCCAGGCCACGCGCCUCGGAAACAACGCCAGCUUGGGCACCGGCGGCGCACUUUUCUGCACCUUCUCCCACUUUCCUCCCACUCUGAUGAUGAAGAGGACAAGACGCUGCUGAAAUGGACAGUGGGACAGAGUCAAGGUGAGGGACUGCAGGUUUCUGGGCACACGGUUACCGUGACGAGAGGAGGGCUUUACUUCAUCUACAGUCAGGUCCUAUAUGAGGACACCACCUUCGUCAUGGGUCAUGUGAUCAAGAAGUCUCUGGGCAACAACAAGACCAGCUUAAUGAAGUGUAUGAAGAGCAUGGCGGACAGCAUCGACCUGGCGAUGAACACGUGUUACACUGCAGGUGUGCAGAACCUGGAGUCCGGGUCUAUGCUGGAGCUCUCCAUCCCACGUAAGAAGGCGGGCGUGAUCCUUCAGCCCCACAGUACCUUUCUGGGCAUCUACAAGAUCUGACCCUGCAGGCCCUCCGCACGGGACCCAUCGCUCAGACCGAGAACUCGCGGGGAAACGCCACUGGUGGAACUUUCGACUCUGACUGCGGUGUGUCUUAAUACGAAGAAGAGAGUUUUAUAAGUAAACUGUUUGAAAUGGCAACAAUGUGUAGGGCGUGAAGAAGGACUUGGAAGAGUAAUACAGUACGUAGCAUCAUAAAGCGAUACGCGCCCGCCCUCUAGUGGUGCUUUACAGUAUGUGACGCGUAACCGCGGCCAGAGCCCGAGUGGAUCACCAGUUCUUGCUCUUCAAUUAGCUGCCACCUCUUUGUCCAGAACCACUUGCUGUUUUUUGACUAACCAGCAUGCAGCUGUUUGCCUAUUUACACGAAAGGAAACUCUGUCUGGAGUUCAGGGUAAAGACUUUGCUCAGUGGUACCAUAGCUGGAGUGGGAUUCGAACCUGGAACCUGCAGGUGUAAAGACGAUUUUAUGUGAGCCUUAUAUGAAUAUGUGCGCACUGUUUUUUUUUUUUUUUUUUAGGGGUUUUGCUUUUUGCCAGUAAUGUCCUUUUUUUUAAUACUUGCUGUGGACCCACGAUGAGACCCAAAUAAAAUCAAAUAACGCACCGAAAUGGGUGAAACAAGGAUGUGCGCAGAAAAAUAACUCUUCCGUGUCAACACGGACAGACGCUGUCCAUUUAAUUCCUAGCAUCCUCAGCGCGUCCGAACAAGCUCCGUGCUCGCACCUGUACCCGCAGGCCGAACAACCAGUGUUGCCGCGAGAGCUACAUACUGACUCCGUGCUGCGGCGAAGCGAGGCCACGUGCCAGCUGUGCACGUGGAGUCGCACGGAUCGCAGCUUGCGAGCGAACUAAUGAACGGAGUGCUUGAAAUGCCGAGUGAUGAAACAUUCGCGCGAACUGGAUGCACAAAUAGCGGAAUUAUCUGAAGUCCCAUAAAAAUAGACGUGGGAGGGGGGUUAAUUCCCAGUCUCCUGCCUGUUAAUGAUUUCUGAAAAUAGUGUGGUGAUGAUUUUUUUCUUUUUCUUUUUCUUAUGAACGGCGCUGCUUCUCAACUCCGAACGACCGCACAGGUUCUCUUAUUAAACAGAGCUGGAGGGUGAAAGUAAACCGUAGUCUGGUCGUAGUUCUCCUCUGUGUGUGCGUGCGUGCAUGCGUGCGUGCGUAUAUA
Scleropages formosus (Asian bonytongue) is the source of this 2381-nucleotide messenger RNA. It is a transcript of the gene tnfsf13, whose product is annotated as TNF superfamily member 13. Gene Ontology annotation, biological process: positive regulation of B cell proliferation; immune response. Gene Ontology annotation, cellular component: membrane. The record is from RefSeq and is a predicted model, not a curated record. Gene Ontology annotation, molecular function: receptor ligand activity; tumor necrosis factor receptor binding. Lineage: Eukaryota; Metazoa; Chordata; Actinopteri; Osteoglossiformes; Osteoglossidae. The coding region runs from base 516 to 1211 and encodes 231 amino acids. The transcript has 6 exons.